AUGGCGGCUGGGAAGAGGUUCUGCCUUUUCCUGGGAUUCUUAACAAUUACAACCAUCCAAGGAAAUCCUGCCACCUGCUCGGAGAAGACUGGGAACUACGACAGCGUCCGUCCUGUCCGAUGUACUCUACCAGGAGGAGGGACACUGUCAAACACGUUUUCCACGUUCUCCUGGCAGAGACUAGAGAUGGUCGAGUAUCAAACGGGUGUCCAGGCGAGUCAGUUCUCGGGAUUUUCUUCCGCUUCUACCGCCUCCUUUGAUUCAUCUUAUUCACACUCGCUCACCAUUAUCUGUAAACCUGGGAUCACCUCGUUUACUGUUGCUGCCAAUUCAUUUUCUCAGUUCCCCACCCUCCAGGUGUUGGAGUUUCAGGAUUGCCCCAUCACGUCCAUUCCCGCCAACGCCUUCCCUAAUCACUUCUUGGAUCAUUUAAUUUUCACUGGCGCGAAAAUCGACUCUAUUGAUGCUGAUGCUUUUAUUGGUCUAAACAUAAGCAGACUCUCUAUUCCUGGAGCAGUUGGUGGUAUAACCAUCAACAGUGCCCUUACUGCAGGCCUUCCAGAAACAGUAUUCGACAACCUGACGUCUAUGGAAUAUCUAGCCGUUAAUGGUGCCAAUCUGAACACCCUCACUGUCGGCCAUGUUGGAAGUCUGGCUAACCUCAAGUAUCUGAUUCUUAAAGACAACGCUCUCACUAACAUUACUACCGGUAUCUUUACAAACAUGAAGAGCCUGUCCUAUGUGGAUCUAUCGAAUAACAAGUUUACCUGCACUUGUAACGAUCUGUGGUUCCUACAGUACACAGCUGAGAACCACAUCAAUCUUCUCGGAGGGCCUCUGUGUGGAACCCCCGCUUCUCAUGACACAAAGAGGGCGACGAUGUAUUAUUCAGAAAUAUGUGCUACAGCAGAUGUGUGUGGUAAUACUGUCGGAGUGGCUAUGGGAAGUAGCUGCAUGGCACUAUACCAACUGAUGAGCUUCAUUUUGCUCCUAAUCAUCCUGGUUCUUUCUUGCUUGGCACUUGGCUGUAUCUGCAAGACCAGAAAAGAACUAACAAGAGUACAGAGAAGAAUGAAGAACAAACGGGCAAGCUCUUGGAACAGGGUACAGGAAGCUAUGAAACAACGGAGCGGAGCAAAACAAAAACCACCAGUCGGCAAAAACGGAUGGAUCUAA
Molecule: messenger RNA, 1176 nt
Organism: Saccostrea cuccullata (small rock oyster)
Lineage: Eukaryota; Metazoa; Mollusca; Bivalvia; Ostreida; Ostreidae
Exons: 3
Coding region: 1-1176 (391 amino acids)
Molecular function (GO): protein binding
Source: RefSeq, a predicted model, not a curated record